This is a messenger RNA of Aplysia californica (California sea hare), 3581 nucleotides long. RefSeq lists its product as uncharacterized. Lineage: Eukaryota; Metazoa; Mollusca; Gastropoda; Aplysiida; Aplysiidae. The record is from RefSeq and is a predicted model, not a curated record.
AACACUCCGAAACAUUCUCAGCUUCCCGGGAAGCAUACAUAUUUUGAUCUAUCUAUCUAUCUAUCUAUCAAAACAUACAUACUUGCAUGUUAUAUACCCUACCCCACAGAGACAAAGAUUAUAAUAUACCGGUUGUCUUUUUCAAGGCUAUACUGGGGCUCUGAUUGAGGGUUGGUUUUACUCAACAUGUUGCGUUAUCAAUCCUUUCUCAGCUUUUCAACCUAGCAUGGGGUCUUCAUGCACUUCUUGUUCAUAUAGAUCUAAAUAAAGCAAAAUUUGAAAUCUCAAGUCUAAAAAAAUGAUGUUAGAAAUACACCAUCUUCAGCACUCCACCUCAACAACGUAAAGCAAAGAGGAUACAAAAGAAUAAAGUAAUUUUUAGUUGCUACCUCUGUUGUAAUAUUAUAACACUGAUGAUCCCGUUUCUAAAAUGUAAUUUUAGGGUUACUUCCCUUUGAGUUAAAGUUUGCCUUCAACAGAAUUCAUCGUAUGGUGUAUCUCACCACCAUUUCUGAUACAGUGACUUGACUCCUUGGACAUGCAGCUGCAAUUGAGAGCAAACAUUUUUUAAUGACUCAUUCGCAUGUACCUGGGAGACCUAGUGUUCUACGUUGACCGCAGUCCCUAUGAUGGCUCUUGUGAAAUGGUUCAUCGCCGUCUGGCCAAAGUCCGGAUGCCUACUUUGGACGAAAUGCCAGUGUAUGAGAUGAGCGACUGGGUUCGAGAGAGGAAGAGACUUUCCACCGUUCUUGGCCCCGAGGAGCUCGAUACGAUGGACAAGUUCAAACCGUCCAUGAACAAUCUGGAACAGAAACAGAUCAUGUACGCUAUGCUCUCCGCUACACAAGCCUUUACGGCCUUCAAUAUCUCCUACUUCAUUCGUGGUGGAUCUUUACUUGGCUACUGGCGUCACCACGGACGUAUGCCAUGGGACGAAGACGUGGACAUAUUGGUAGACAGCGGCAAAUGGCCACUAGCGAAACAGGUUCUUUCUUGUCUUCCUGAUCUUCAGCUCAAUAUGGGAGCUGACUACAUGUGGAAACUCUUCCACAAGGACGCUCAGUUGUGGCGAGAUGAGACUUUUAUCAAAUUUCCGUAUAUUGAUAUUUUCUUGUAUAAAGCUGACUCAGGACAUGUCUGGCCAUUGACUAUCUGGAUGAAAUUGGUCACGAUGCCUGCGGAAUGGACACUCCCGACCAUUAAAGGCGUGUUUGAAGGCUGGCCUGUGAAUAUUCCUCGUGAACCUAUCAAAAUUUUGGAGAGACUUUAUGGGAGAGUGUCCACGGACUGUUAUUCUCAGAUUUUCUUGCGGCGCCAAAGGCAUCUGAUUCCUCGGAAAGAGUGGACUCACAUACCCUGCUCCUUGUUGCAAGGGAUAUAUCCCCACGUUGUACGCAGAAUAGAGAAGGGUGUGGUUGUUGAAGACAGGAUGCUGGGUUCAAAAUUUUUGUCUACCUUCAAUGCCACCUAUCAUGGCACUUUGGGCUAAACUAUAAAGAGGGAUGUGAUACUCUAAAACAAUAACACAACAGCCGUGCCAUCACUAUACCGUCCUCAAUACUCUUUUCUUCUACAUUCGUUUCAAAAUCAAGACAAAAGAAUUUGUGCUGCUUCAGAGAAGGUUAAAUGCCGUUACAUUAAUGCAGAAUGGCACGAUCUUACUAUAGUGAGUUCUAAGCGAUAUCUCCAGUUCUAAGCGGUAUAUCCACGACACGCCUUACCCACCUUACGUUAUCUCAGUCUGCAGCGACAGACAAGGCAGAGGCCAUGCCUUCUUUGGUACUAUCCACGAUAGCCACUACAACUUUAGAUAAAACGCAAGCAAAGGUAGCAUGGCUGAUAACAAAAAAUGCACGCUUUUCUGGCAGUCCAUCUGAUAUGAAAAAUAAUGAAGUUGAAGAACUUUAAGAAAUGACCAUCAUCACAUCAAGGCUGAACUUUACUUCUCUUGAACGUUUUCAUAUUUGACAAAAGUAAAAGGCAAAAUUAUAUGACAAAUAAAGUUGGAAAAAUAGCAACUCUGUCCUGCUGCGUUAUAUAUUAUUUCAUCCCUCCAUGAAGACCAAACUACACAACCGAAUAAGAAGGGGAAAAAAGCAGGAACAUUAUACAUUUACUUGCUAUUUUGCUCAGCGUUCCUGGCUGAUUGGUAGCCUCAUUGUUAAAUCAUAAGUCAUGAGUACACUAACGGCACAGUCUUUAUUACAGGGACCUAGCAAACUAGAGCAGCCCUUGACAUUUGAAUAUAAAUCCUGGGAAAUGUUGCUUAAAAGCUUAUACAUUCCAGUUGUCGGUUACAACUCCUGUCGACACGACUUUCUGUGUUCCUGCUCUAUGGUUUGACAGUAUUGAAGAUGGUACAAUAAUGAAUGUUAUUAAUAUGCUUUAUUUUUUUGAAAAAUCCAAACUCUAGGGUGCAAUUUGCAAAUUAUUUAUAAAGUCCUGAAUCUUAUUUGAUCAGACUGUUUGUAUUAUCAUUGUAUACUGCAUUCUACACAUUGUUCUAUUUACUGUUUGUUUAUGUUUUUGAUUUUUGUUUGCGAAAGGCUGAAACGAAUUCAGCAGUACUCAUGUAUUCCAUUCCAUUCUGAGACAAUAUUUUCUUCAUCAUUCUGUCAUUUACGAAACUUCAUAUUUUCGUAUUGUAUGAACGGCGUACAGUUUGGCAAAUUCGUGUUCCCAUCUCAGUUCUCAAUUGGGAUGCAUUUCUGCUCUCGGCGCCUCGAAGGCCACGAAAGAACUUUCGAGGAUCUCGAUGCUUAAGGUUCAAUGAACAGGCAACUGGAGUACAGAGGCAAAAAUCUUUCAGAACAAAUUUGAGCCGUAACAUAUUGCCCUGUUACUCCUCAUUGUACGCAUUUUUGUCUUCCCUAACGCCUUUUUAUCCCUACCCUUUAAUUCAAAUUAAGAAUAUAGAUUAGCAAAAUGAGUAAAUACUUCACUAUAAGAUUACGAUUCCGUGUGAGUGAUCCUCCUACAUCGCACAAUGUGUCAUGAUGUGCCCUCUAUUCUAAUACUGACCCGACUCAAAGUAAGAGAGAAACCUUUCAUGAUUCUUCCUCGCUCCUUCUUUUUUCGUUCUCCAUUAUCUCAACGGCGCCGAUAUUUUUUCCUGGAAAGUUCCACAUAAUUUAUUAUUGUGUUAGUGGCCUGGAAAAGUCUGUUAGUUAGUCAGUAAUGCUGCUGAUUGAACCAUUUCCCCUGGAUACAGAAUAUCUCGAAAAGUGCCAAUUUUACAGUAACAAUUAAUUGUUUCGGUUAAGCAAAGGCAGAUCGGAGCUCACAGUCUUAAUCUAUGAGCUUUUAUAUGAAAUUUUUAGCAGUAUCGCUAUUUUUUGUAAGUGUUAAAACGAUGACACAUCUGCAGACAAUUUCAAAGCAUUUUUUUUGGACACCAGUUUAUGUAUACACCCCUGAUGACUAGAUGUAUGUCCUGUCUUUUUUUUAUAUUGUCAACUCAGUUCACGUUUAUACUGUAUGCAUGUGUAUAUUAUAUAAAACACUAAACUGUGUGAUUUUUUUUGUUUUGGCAAGUAACUUUUGCGUACAAAACGAUAUGAAUAAAUCAUGAUUUAAAUCAA